AUGGGCGAGGACGGCAUAAAACUGCUUCAGCAGAGGCUGGCCGAACGAACCCGCGAACAUAAAGCAACGCGAGAAGCAGCCCUAGAGAGCAAAUUUCGUAAGCUGCCUGCUCCAAUGUCAUCCAAGAACGACAAACUGGUGCACAACUUGUCGUCAAAGGAGCUGACGGAGGAACAAAUGCAGGUUUUACGGCAUGAGGCCUCAUUCAACACAGCCGAUGCCAAACCUGCCAACAUGAUCGCAGCAGUGGAAUCAAUCCUCAGCCAGACGGGAGCGACAGACGAAACGAAGAACCUCAUUCGACACCAAGUGUCCUCCCUCCUCAUGGCUCAUAGGCCGCGCGAUGUGCUUUCCAAGGUCGAGCGUGAUGCACUUAAAGAACUCAGGGCCGACAACGACCUCGUUAUCGUGCCUGCGGACAAGGGGCGUUCAACGGUCGUAUUGGACAGGACAGACUACAAUCAAAAAGCCAAAAGCUUGUUGGAUGAUCGUCAGUCCUAUGUGCCAUGCGAAUCCAACCCCAUGAAAACGCUGACACGCGAGAUUAACGCGACGCUGUUGGCAAUGGAGAACUCAGGUGCAAUAUCGCCAAUCGACCGACGCAUGGCGAGAGCACAAGAAACGGCCCUAGCCCGAUUCUACGGUCUCCCAAAAGUGCACAAAGAGGGCGCUCCUCUCCGGCCUAUCGUGUCACUAAAGGGCACUCCAACCUACGGACUGGCAAAGUGGCUGUUCCAACGUCUCAAGUUUCUGACCUCCGAUUCGAACACCACAGUCAGCUCGUCAACGCAAUUCUUGGAGAAACUUAAAGGAGUAAGUCUCCUGCCAAGCGAUAUCAUGGUUUCCUUUGAUGUCACGUCCCUUUUUACUUCUAUCCCGCAGGACCUGGCAGUCGAGACAAUCGAACUACUCCUACGAGAGAAGUACGACGAAACGGAGAAUCGCCUCGGACACGCCCAAAUCAUCCAGCUCCUGAAGUUCUGUCUCAAGACGUACUUUACAUUCGACGGAACAAUCUACGAGCAGGUGAAGGGAACGCCAAUGGGUUCGCCGAUUUCGGGACUCAUAGCCGAGGCGGUCCUUCAACGGCUGGAGUCGCUGGUUUUCCGACACCACAGACCGAAAUUCUGGGCUCGGUAUGUGGAUGACACCUUCGUCGUCAUCGAACGGGAUCAGGUGCUGACUUUCAAAGAACAACUCAACGCCGUCUUCCCGGACAUUCAAUUUACGAUGGAGGAGGAGGAAAACAAUCAGCUGGCCUUCCUGGAUGUCCUCGUCUGCCGCAAAGAUUGUGGUGGCCUAAAAACCAAAGUGUUCAGGAAAGCGACAAAUACGACGCAAAUACUGAACUUCAAUAGCAACCACCCGAUCAGUCACAAACGCAGUUGCGUAAGGGCGCUAUACCGGCGUGUUGAGACGCACUGCAGUGAAAUGGAAGACAAGGUUGCUGAAUUACAAUAUCUUCGACGGGUAAUGAGAGCCAAUGGCUACCCGCGCAACUUUGUCAACCAGUGCAUACGAAAAGGACACCAGAGACCAAAUCCAACUAGCCCCAAAUUUUGGCGGGCUCUUCCGUACGUGAAGAACGUCUCGGAAGCCGUCAGUCGUCUUCUCACUCCACUUGGAGUUGGUGUUGCACACAGGCCGGAAGCAACCAUAAGGCGCCAAGUAAUGAGGCCAAAAGACCCGCUGCCACGGCAGGAAACGUUGUGA
Spirometra erinaceieuropaei is the source of this 1713-nucleotide messenger RNA. Lineage: Eukaryota; Metazoa; Platyhelminthes; Cestoda; Diphyllobothriidea; Diphyllobothriidae. The record is from the annotation of a GenBank genome assembly.